Molecule: messenger RNA, 2194 nt
Organism: Folsomia candida
Lineage: Eukaryota; Metazoa; Arthropoda; Collembola; Entomobryomorpha; Isotomidae
Product: rab-like protein 6
Exons: 6
Coding region: 89-1741 (550 amino acids)
Cellular component (GO): nucleus; cytosol
Molecular function (GO): GTPase activity; GTP binding
Source: RefSeq, a predicted model, not a curated record
AGAUUUAAAUAUCCUUUCUGUCAACAAAAAUAAUAAACAACAGCCAGACGAUAAAAGUGGGUGGUCCGGUCGUGUCGACAAUUUCGACAUGUUCAACGCAUUUAAAAAGUUGACCGGGCGCAGUGGCGAUGCGGGCGUGGUUAUCAACAACCAACAACCCCCCGCCGCAAUGGCGCACUCGUUGCAGAGAAAGUUCGCAAAAGGGGUUCACUAUAACAUGAAAAUGGUCAUCAAAGGUGACCGAAAUGUCGGGAAGUCAGCCCUCUUCCGUCGCCUUCAAGGUCUUCAGUUCACGGAGGAGUACACCGCCACUGAGGAAAUUCAAGUCGCCACGAUCGCCUGGAGUUACAAGAACAGCGAGGAUAUCGUCAAAGUCGAAGUGUGGGAUGUCGUUGACGUUGCACAGAAGAAAAAACGCCUCCCCACCGACAAGCUAAAACUGGAUAAUAGUGCGGGUGGCGAAAAUGGCGCCGAAGUGGCUCUGGACGCGAAUACGAUUGACGUGUAUAAAAACACACACGGCGCUAUUUUGGUCUUCGAUAUAACAAAGACAUGGACGUGGGAUUACGUAAAGCGAGAACUCAACUCCAUUCCGCCCCACAUUCCCAUUCUGGUUCUUGGAAAUCGCCGCGACAUGGGUCAUCACCGCGCCGUGGCGUUUGACACGGUCAUCUAUGCCAUUGAAGCCUUGGACGAGGGACGCGAAGUGCGCUACGCCGAGAGCAGCAUGCGAUACGGGUUUGGAUUAAAAUUUGUCCACAAGUUUUUCAACCUUCCAUAUCUCGCCCUGCAGAGAGAAGCCUUGCUGAAACAGGUCGAGGUCAACGAGCAAGAGCAGGUGGUCACGGGUCAUGAGUUGGACUAUUACGGAGAAAGUGAUGAUGCGAACUAUGACUUAUUUAUCGACGGACUUAGUCAAAAAAGGAGACAAGUCGCGGAUGCGCUCAGCCCGCCGAAAAUGUCACUCGCGGAGGCCCAAGCUGUCGCGUCGCAGAAGGCUAUGAAGGACGCAAAAGAUGAGAAGGACGCGGCCGCCGUUGUUGCGCGACUCUCGGUUAAGUCAGACCCUUCCAGACCCUCGCCUUCGAGUCAGAUCAAAGCAAGUGGAAAGUCUGGGCAGCAACAAAAUAGUGGUGGUGUUGGCGGUGCUACAAAUCCGAUAACGACAUCGAAGAAGAAUGAGCUUAACAACAACCCUGUCACGGUGGGAGGAGGAGGAUUUAAUGGUGGAAAGGGGGUGGAUGAUUUCGUACCUGACGAGGACAUCGGUGGCUUCCUUGAGGAUGGCGGUGUCGAGAACGGGAGGAACAAUGACCUCGCCCUGGAGGAGGAAUCCAGCGAUGACGACGCAGAAGGGAAUAAUCCCAUGGUCGCAGGCUUCGUAGAAGAUGUGGAUGAUCGCGAGCUCAAGAUUCGCUCCAUCGCAGCUACCACUUUUCAUCAGGGCAUUGAAGAACCACAAUCUGAGGAAGAAACCGAGGAUCCAUUUCCAUCCACGAACGGGGCGACGACAUCUUCCUCCGCCAUGAAGCCAGGCUUCCAAAUGUUUUCAGACCCCGGGAGUGCGGGCGACCAUCUCGUCGCCGAGGAGUCAAAACGGACCCGAAAGUCGAAAAAGGGCGGGAAGCAUCAUCACCACAAGUCCAAACAUAAGGCGACCGAGUUGGAAGACUUUCUUGGCGGUGGGUCCGGCGACGCGACCGCAGUUUCGGUCGAUUCCAGUGCUUAUGAAGCUAUUUAAUUACUUAAUUAUGGCGAAUUAUGGCGUCCAGUCGGAAUCCGUGAUGGGAAAUUUCAUCGUCUUCUAAUCAACAAAGUGCUAAUCUCAUUGAUCAAUCAUCGUAUGUAACUUAAUUGUUGAAAUUAUGCUAAUUAUGUAUACGGGACCAGGAGGAGAAUUAAUUUCAUUGCAAUUAAUUUAAUUUGUGUCCCGACUGCUGCAAAGGUGCGUACAAAAUAUUUGAGUUAGGAAUGUUUUCCAUUAAGUGCUGUGCUAUUAAAAUAUACGUGAGGCUGUGCAAUUUAUAAAUGCAAAUUUUCCCAAGUUUUGCACAUUUUGAAAUACUCGAACUAAAGUGUUACAGUUAAUUUAUGUAAAUUAAAUUAUAUUUAUCUCGCUAAGGAGCGGAAAUGUUGACUCGUUUUUAAUUGAUUCGUUCUUAAGAUUAAAUAAAAAUUGUUGAACAAAAUCACA